UGGCGGCGCCGCCCUCUGGAGAGGGAGCCGGCGAGAGGCUGGUGUGAAGAGCAGCAUCUCAAUGAGGGACGGGCUAAUGCAAAUCGCCGCAAUCACCAGCAGACAGUAGAAGAAAGGCGAAGCAGCUGCCGCUCAGCCUCAGCAGCAGCAGCGGCCAGCCGGGGGGGGACAGAAGACACAUAACAAAAGGCAUCCGAGCUGCUCUCUGCGACCACAGUUGCAAUCAAAGCAAGGUGGCAGGGCGGGGGCGUUGCUGAUCGGAAACCCAGCACCUCCUUCACAACCAACCUACUUAGGUUUGGGGCAGACGCGCUUCCAGCCCCCCACCCUUCCCAAGAAAUAGAUUUACAUCAGAUGUCCUUUGGAAGAGACAUGGAGCUGGAACACUUUGAUGAGCGUGAUAAAGCACAGCGGUAUGGCAGAGGGUCACGGGUAAAUGGUCUGCCUAGCCCUACCCACAGUGCCCACUGCAGCUUUUACCGAACCCGCACUCUACAAACCCUCAGUUCUGAGAAAAAAGCCAAGAAAGUUCGUUUCUAUCGCAACGGAGACCGGUAUUUCAAAGGGAUUGUCUAUGCCAUCUCCCCCGACCGGUUUAGAUCUUUUGAGGCCCUGUUGGCUGAUCUGACCCGAACUCUGUCUGAUAAUGUGAAUCUGCCCCAGGGAGUGAGAACAAUCUACACCAUUGAUGGUACCAAGAAGAUUUCCACCUUGGACCAGCUAGUGGAAGGGGAGAGCUAUGUGUGUGGUUCAAUAGAACCUUUCAAAAAACUGGAGUACACGAAGAAUGUAAACCCAAAUUGGUCAGUGAAUGUUAAGACAACAUCUACUUCCCGUACGGUGCCGUCUCUUGCCACUGCCAAAGGAAGUCCUUCAGAUGCAAGAGAGAAUAAAGAUUUCAUUAGGCCUAAACUGGUCACCAUCAUCAGGAGUGGUGUGAAACCACGUAAAGCAGUCCGGAUUCUGCUUAAUAAGAAAACAGCACAUUCAUUUGAACAGGUUCUUACUGAUAUAACUGAUGCCAUCAAGCUGGAUUCGGGAGUGGUUAAACGCCUGUACACACUGGAUGGAAAACAG
Chelonoidis abingdonii (Abingdon island giant tortoise) is the source of this 1077-nucleotide messenger RNA. The record is from RefSeq and is a predicted model, not a curated record. Lineage: Eukaryota; Metazoa; Chordata; Testudines; Testudinidae.